Helicoverpa armigera (cotton bollworm) is the source of this 6726-nucleotide messenger RNA. It is a transcript of the gene Dscam3, whose product is annotated as cell adhesion molecule Dscam1. NCBI's taxonomy places the organism in Eukaryota, Metazoa, Arthropoda, Insecta, Lepidoptera, Noctuidae. Bases 205 to 5826 code for a protein of 1873 amino acids. Gene Ontology annotation, cellular component: plasma membrane; axonal growth cone; cell surface. Gene Ontology annotation, molecular function: protein binding. The record is from RefSeq and is a predicted model, not a curated record. Gene Ontology annotation, biological process: cell-cell adhesion; neuron migration; axon guidance. The transcript has 39 exons.
CCUCGCGCCGCCACCGCCGGCGGGUGUUCGGCAAACGCGCUCCAAACCAUCCACUGUGUCCAUCCCUCUCCUGCAAACCGAUACCACCGUUUGUGCGAAAGAAAGGCACGAAAAAAUCGCGUUUAAAUAGCACCCAUCCUUCCGAUGUGAAAGAAAGGAGGUUCGUCACUAGACAAUGUAACGGGAGCCGGUAGUGACGUCACAAUGUGCUCCUGGGUCGUGUCAGCUCUCAUCAUCCUCUUUGCCAUGGGUGGUGAAGGCCAGGAGCACGGGCCGGUGUUCCUGAUGGAGCCGCCGCCUCGGCUGGUGUUCUCCAACAGCACCGGCGCGCGCGCAUCGUGCGCCGCGCACGGGUUUCCCUCGCCACAGAUCGCGUGGCAGCAGCCUGAUGGCGCUCAACUUGAUGAUGUGCCGGGGUUGAGACAAGUGCUGGACAACGGCACACUAGUGUUCCUGCCGUUCAGCGCCGUGCAGUACCGGCAGGACGUGCACGCGACGGUGUACCGAUGUCGCGCGCACAACGCACACGGCACCAUCGUGUCAAGGGACAUGCGGACACAGGCAGUGGUAUGGCAAGAGUGGCAGGUGCACGUGACCUCCACUCCCUCCGAGGCGGGAGGGCCGGCACUCCUCACGUGCGUGGCUCCGGCGGCGCUGAGGGAACAUGCGUCUGUGGCUGCCUGGUACAGGGACGACUCGGUGCUGCCUUCCUCUGAUCAUAUGGCUGGUGCCACCCUCCUAACAGACGAGGGUUGGCGGCUGAUCAUCAGGUCAGUUCGGAUAGAGGACUCCAGAGCGCAGUACUCGUGUUCGGUUCUCGACUCGCUCACCGGCGAGAGGCGCAGGAGCACGCCAGUCAAUAUUGAUGUUGCUCCCAUGAGCGUGUCAUCAGCACCACGCGGGGUGUCUCACGGUCAAUGGGAGGCCACGGUACGGAGGGGAGGGGAUGUCAUCCUCCCUUGUCUGGUGCAUGCUAACCCUCAGCCUACUAUCACAUGGUACCGCGAGACUGGUGGAGGAGUUCUCCGUGAGAUCCGUGACGGAGAAGGUGGCGGCCGGUACAGUCGCACACACGACGCGCUCGGCAUCCGACGCGCGGAGAUAGCCGACGGAGGCCGAUGGGCCUGCCGAGCGGCUAACGCACAUGGCCAUCUGACGUUGCGGCUACAUCUGGCGGUGCGCGCGCAUCUUACCGCACAUGCACAGCCGCAUACGCAGGUGGUUAACAGCGGUGGUACAGCCACAAUCAACUGCACAUGGGGCGGCUGGCCUGCCCCUCGCUUGGAGUGGCUGCACAACGGCGUGCCCCUAGGCGCAGGGGUGGCGGGGGGCAGGGUGAGGGUGCAGAACAACGGGGAGCAACUGGUGAUAUCCUCCGUGCAUAGAGCUGACAGAGGAGUGUACCAGUGCAUGGCGAGGAAUGAGAGGGAUUCUGCGCAGGCUAGCGCGGAGCUGCGGUUAGGAGACACAGCACCAGAGCUCCAGUACACGUUCAUAGAACAAGUGCUAAGACCGGGGCAGGUGGUAACCCUCAAAUGCUCGGCUGCUGGCUCCCCACCACCACAUUUUACCUGGAUGCUUGACGGGCAACCCCUCAAUACCAUGGCUAGGGGACACAGAUACAGCGUAGAACAGUUUGCUACUAAAACGAAUGACGUGGUGAGCUACCUGAACAUCUCAGCGGUGAGGUCUGAAGAUGGAGGCCUUUAUACUUGCAGAGCAGCCAAUUCUCUUGGAGAAGUGUCACAUACAUCCAGACUCAAUAUUUAUGGUCCACCAUACGUGAGAUCCAUAGGACCAAUCAGAGCAGUAGCUGGUAGAGAGCUGGUUCUUUAUUGCCCUUACUCUGGCUAUCCGAUCAGUUCAGUAAAAUGGGAGCGUGACGGCAACCCAGUGGAAUGGGACAGUAGUAUCGAUGGUGCUCUCAAAGUGUCAAGAGUGGAGCCAUCACAUGCGGGUGCCUAUACUUGCGCAGUGAUGGGUCCGCAUGGGGAGAUAGCCAGGAGAGAGCUGCAGCUUGUCGUUAGCAAUCCACCAGAAAUAGAGCCGUUCUCAUUCUCUGCAAACCUGCAAGAAGGGAAGCGCGCUCAGGUGAGCUGCAGCGUGACGUCAGGCGACAUGCCCGUGCACUUCACGUGGCUCAAAGACAACUCGCCUAUUCCUUCUAGCUUACAGGUGGAAGAACGGGGUGCUGAUUUUUUCAGCAACCUUGUAUUCAAAGAGGUGUCGGCCCGCCACAGUGGGCUGUACACUUGCGUGGCCUCCAAUACCGCGGCCAAGGUUAACUAUACCGCCGAACUGGUGGUCAAAGUCUCGCCCAAAUGGGUGGUGGAACCGAAGGAUGAGGCAGUGCUGGCUGGCGAACAGUUGGCUCUGCACUGUCAGACUACUGGCUCACCAACACCACAAGUUACCUGGUUGAAACAAAGAGGAUCGUCAGCAGACUACGUCCCCCUGAUCAACCUAGGUGGAAGGUUUCAGUUCCUAUCAAAUGGAACGCUGUGGAUCGAGUCAGCUCUCCCCUAUGAUGAGGGAAACUACAUGUGUAAAUCAGAGAACGGAGUUGGAUCUCCACUCACCAAAAUUAUAUUCGUUUCUGUCAACGAACCGGCUAGGUUCGAGUUGACGUCACACAACAUGACAGCCCGGCGCGAUGCGCCCGCGACGCUGGUGUGCGAUGUGCGCGGAGACAGCCCCAUACGGGUCACGUGGGCACACAACAUGAACCACUUAGAUCUUAAUACUUAUAGGCUAAGUAUCUCAGAAGCAAAGACUGAUAGUGGAUUAAGAUCGCAGCUGUACAUCAGCCGCGCAGACCGGCAGGACUCCGGAGUGUACAAGUGUCAGGCCGUCAACGCGUACGGCCAUAGCGACCAUUAUAUUUAUCUUUCCGUCCAAGAAAAACCCGACACGCCCCACUCGCUAUCAGUCACAGAAAUCCUCAGCCGUGCAGUCCGUCUGUCCUGGAGUCAGGGCUUCGACGGCAACUCGCCGCUGGUUGGCUACACCCUGCAGUACUGCGCGCUGUCAGCGCAGGGCGCCAUCAGGGUCAACCAGUGGGACGCCGCGGUCACGCUCAAUGUGUCCGUCCAUGGGAUCGCGCACUCACAUAUCACUCUGACCAAAAAAGGAGACAUUCACUACGAGGCCCUACUAAGCAGCUUGAAGCCACAUACCGCAUAUAUGAUUCGAAUAGGAGCCAUAAAUCAGAUCGACAGGAGUGCUUACACUGAACCCGUUGUAGUGAAGACACAGGAAGAAGCCCCAUCAGAAGCUCCUACCAACGUGCAUGUAACUCCUGGUGGCCCUGGAGAACUUCAUGUAUCUUGGCGACCACCGCCACGAGACGCCUGGCAUGGAGAACUGCUGGGUUACUCCGUUACUUGUUCGGAAAUUAGUCCCGCUUCACCAGCUAUGAGAAAUUCUACCAGGACGCUAACAGUCAACGGAUGGUCAGCCACCGAGCUAAGUUUAUCAGCUCUUCGAAAGUUCACUCGGUACGAGGUGCGAGUCAGAGCAUUCAACGGUGUGGCAGCGGGACCUGCCUCUGCGCCAGUAUCUGCUACCACUUUAGAAGGAGUGCCUGAGUCUCCACCUACAAGAGUUUCCUGCUCAGCACUGUCAUCUUCCAGCGUGAAGGUAUCGUGGAACCCGCCACCAAUUGGACAACAUGGCGGACUCAUUCAGGGAUACAAAGUCAUUUAUUCGCCACUUACAACUGAUCAUGUAGACGUAGGCGAGAUCAAACGAGUGACAACAACAGACACUUAUCUACAUACUCUUCGAAAAUAUACGAACUACUCCAUACAAGUACUCGCCUUCACAAAUGCUGGAGACGGCAAAAGAAGUACGCCAGUCUAUUGCAUGACAGAAGAAGAUGUUCCUUCAGCGCCCGAAAAGAUCAAAGCACUAGCAUAUUCUAGCGACUCUGUGCUGGUGAGCUGGCUACCUCCACUGAAUCCUAACGGCAUCAUAUCGCAUUAUACAGUCUACUACAGAGAAGCUGGACGCCUAGGUAAGCACUCGAGCUUCACAGUGCCAGCGGACAAGAAAGGGGACACGGAGCUGAUGUUCCAAGUGCGAAACUUGAUGGAGAAUCAGUUGUACGAGUUUUGGGUGUCAGCCACCACGGGCUCCGGGGAGGGAGAGUCUACGCUGGUGGUAGGACAGGGGCCUAGUUCUAGAAUCCCUGCGCGCAUCGCGUCGUUCGGUCGCUGGGUGUCGGUGGGCGCGGGGCGCGGCGCGCUGCUGUGGUGCUCGUGCGUGGGCGCGCCCGCGCCGCGCUCGCGCUGGCAGCACGCGCGCCUGCCCGUCACGCACCACCAGUACUACCAGGUCACGCACCGCGGACACCUGCAUAUACGGGAAGUGAACGAGCAAUCUUCAGGAAACUUCACGUGCACAGCAAGCAACACGAUCGGCGAAGAUUCUAUAGUGUACGUAGUAGCAGCGAUCAUGCCUCCCGCUGCACCUGCGCUAUCCUUGCAAUAUACUACUACGUCCAGCAUCAAACUCCACUGGCAACUGCCUGGAGAGACCACGGAACCUAUAUUAGGCUUCCUCCUCAACUACAAACAAGCCUCCGACAGCGAAUGGCACACAGUAGACCUGUCUCCUGAAAUGAACUCGUACACAAUGGACAUGCUGAAAUGUGGCUCCACUUACAACGCAAAGAUACAAGCGAGAAACAAAAUAUCCAUAGGACCACCCAGCGAUGUUCUUACGGCGACUACUCGAGGAGGACGCCCGAAGCCCCCGAAACCAGAAGAUCACGUACACAUGAACUCGACAGCAAUAAAGAUUAACUUCUACGCGUGGCGAGACGGUGGCUGCCCAAUACUCGGCUUCAGAGUGUCUUACCGUAGAGCUGGCUCUGAGCAUUGGAUAAAGGUUGGUGAUGGACUCAGUUCAGCAAGCCACGUGAUAGGAGAACUGACGCCAGCCACUUGGUAUGAGCUGGCGGUGGAAGCCUACAGUGACGCAGGAUUAGAGCGAGUCACACUCACUGCAGAUACUCAUACACUUGCUGGAGGUCGUAUUCCACCAAUGAAGCCAUCGUCCCCUCUUUCGGGUGCUUCUCGUCCGGCCUCACUGCGUACCGUGCUGGUGUCUUGUGUAGCCAGCGGCGUGGUCAUAGUCGUCACUCUAGCCGCCAUAGUAUGUCUCGUUCAUGGAAAGAAGAAAUUCUUCUGCAUAUCAAGCGACCACUACAUGAGGGAUGAUAGGAAACUUAGCGAAAGCAACGAAGCAGAAAGGGAGAAACUUCGAGAAGGACAAAAGCUCUACUCUUCGUCGUCCAUCAACGGGAAUGAAAAGUCUAAUGAUGACUCUUCAGCGGAACUUUACGAAAUAAGUCCGUACGCGACGUUCGGCGUGUCUGCGGCGCACUCGCUGCAGUUCCGCACGCUAGCGCGGCGCGAGGACGACGCCGCGCCGCCGCAUCGCCGCCGACACCGCGCAUGCGAUCACUACAGAUAUGAUGAAUCGAGUCUGUCUAAAUCCUCGACAGUGGAGGCGCGGCACCGCAUGCGUGCUGCCUGCGCCAGCGCCGGCGCCGCGCCCGUCUGGCGCGACACGCACACCGACUCAGACGAUAACAGCGACAGCGCUGCUAAUACUACCACAAAAGGAUCAGGCACAUCCCCCUGCAACAGUGCGUACGGCAGCGGCCGGCGUAGCGCCCGCACGACCAGCAGUGGAGGCCCGAACGGCAGCGACGGCCUCUCGGGGAGCUUCGCCCCAGUCCCCGCUGAUAUAUCGUCUUUAAUUGACAAAUAUCAACAAAGAAAAGAGCAAGAACGGCGAGAGUGUACAAUACACGUGUAACGUUUAGUGUUUUUUGAACAUUUUUCGAACUGAACAAGAGUCCAGCCGUGCAGUGGGAAAUUUAAACGUCUUUCUACUUAAUAAUGAGACAUUUUCUAUAUUAUGUGAAAUUAAUAAAAACGUUUCGUAUAAAAUUACAACAUUAAAACAAAAUUAAACGGCUCAUCAGUCAAUUGUUUGUAAAAAGGGCUUAAUUCAUAUACAUUGUGAUUACCUUCGUCACAAACUGUGACUCCCCAUUUACUUAAUGUUACAUUGUUAAAUAAAUUAUUUAUAAUAAUGUGAUUUAUUUAAACGCUGUUAAUCUAUGACAGUUUAGAUUUAUAAAAAUGGCAUCUAAUGAACUGUAAAUGUUAGAAGAUGUUAAGUAAAGGUAAUGGAUAUUUACUCGUUUGCUGCGAGAUUCAUAAAUAGAUGAAUUAACAAAAUACAUAACACAAGAGGAUAUUUGGCGGUCCAUAGAAACAAGCUAAAUUUCAAUGGGUAGGUACUUUAAUGUAUACUUCUAACAAUCUCACAGCAAACUUUUAUAAAAAUAUAAUACGCGCAUCUGAGUUUCUUCAAGAUUUCUUAAUAAUUAAAAAUGUUUCCGCGUGGCGCAUAAAGUCAGAUGAACGUAAAAUAUUUUUGAACUUUAAAGAUAACUUAAAUUAAUUUAUGAAAUUAUAGAUCUUAAGUAAUGUUAAACGGCUGUUCCAAACUGCAAAAGAUACAUAUCAUUAAAAUAGACUGCCAGUAUUUAAGUAAUUCGUAAUUCUUUUUACUAUAUUGUUGAUUAAUAUAGUUAAUAGGUAUUAAUUAUACACUAUUGUAUAAAAAUCUUUCUAUAUACAUGUUGUGUAAUAAUAAAAUUAUUGAUAUUAGUGCGGAGGAAAGAAAUAAAGAUGUGUGUUGUGGUAU